This is a messenger RNA of Folsomia candida, 645 nucleotides long. RefSeq names its product putative malate dehydrogenase 1B. Lineage: Eukaryota; Metazoa; Arthropoda; Collembola; Entomobryomorpha; Isotomidae. The coding region runs from base 1 to 645 and encodes 214 amino acids. The transcript has 3 exons. The record is from RefSeq and is a predicted model, not a curated record.
AUGGUCCGCUUUGACAUUGUUGGGCUAAAUGACUGCCCCUGGUUCGCGAAAGCUGUCAAAUUAGCGGAUGAGAUUGCUGGGGCAAAUCCAAGGGUGGAGUUCCAUCACGAAAUGCUGGAUAAAUUUAAUUGGCACGAUUUUUGCGACAAAAUGAAGCAUCUGAGAGGUUGGGAUGUCCGAAAAUCUCCGGUUAUUUAUGAAGUCCUAGUUGAGUCAAACGGGAAGGCUUUGCUCAUUGGGGACUGCAACGAUUUUUGUGACUUCGCUGCCAUGUACUUUGACAUAUUUUAUGACCCCACGACUACAGCUUUACAAGGGAUGACAAUAACCAACAAAACGAGAUUCGGACAUGGAUUCGGCGGUCAUGAUCGCGGUGACGCUGCCGUGUUCAACAUUUCCAUUGUCAAUCCUCCUCUCAAACUGCUCGAAUUGUUGAUUGCACAACUGAUUUCUCCAAUAUCGAUGAUUCCACCCGGAGUGUUGCUGCAUAUCAAAGUGUUCCAACCUAAUCCAGACCACAGAGAAAUGGAAGGUCUUUUUAUGGAAAUUAUGGACAUGGUUUCACCAUCUCUGUUCAAAAUCUCGUUGUGCUCGACUCUCGUUCUCUGCUUGUACCAUUGCCACCUUCUCAUUCUGGUUGAGUAG